Molecule: messenger RNA, 1225 nt
Organism: Eruca vesicaria subsp. sativa (arugula)
Lineage: Eukaryota; Viridiplantae; Streptophyta; Magnoliopsida; Brassicales; Brassicaceae
Source: the annotation of a GenBank genome assembly
CAGCUUUUCUAGUUUUUUUUUCUCUUCUAACUCUCAAACCCCCUUCACAGAGGUUAAAGCGACAGCUCCAAAUCGCUGUCCGCCUUGUACGAGCUCGAGCUUCGUCUAGGCCCUCUCUCUCUCACACUUUUUAUCUUUUAAUUCAAAACUAUCAAUGGCGGUGAAAGCAACAAAGGCGGAGAAGAAGAUCGUUUACGACUCGAAGCUUUGUGAGCUUCUGAAUGAGUUCCCUCAGAUCCUCAUCGUCGCGGCAGAUAACGUGGGGUCCACGCAGCUUCAGAAUAUAAGGAAGGGACUUCGUGGAGAUUCGGUUGUUCUGAUGGGGAAGAAUACGAUGAUGAAGAGAUCUGUUAAGCUUCAUGCUAACAAGACUGGGAAUGAUGGGUUUCUUAAUCUCAUUCCUCUUCUUCAGGGCAAUGUUGGGCUGAUUUUCACCAAGGGUGAUUUGAAGGAAGUUAGCGAGGAGGUUGCUAAGUACAAGGUUGGAGCUCCAGCUCGUGUUGGCUUAGUAGCUCCAAUCGAUGUGGUUGUGCAACCAGGCAACACCGGUCUCGACCCAUCGCAGACCUCUUUCUUCCAAGUGCUCAACAUCCCAACCAAGAUCAACAAAGGCACGGUUGAGAUCAUAACCCCCGUGGAGCUCAUCAAGAAAGGCGACAAGGUUGGUUCAUCCGAGGCUGCGCUUCUAGCUAAACUCGGAAUCAGGCCCUUCUCUUACGGCCUCGUCGUGGAGUCAGUCUACGACAACGGCUCAGUGUUUAGCCCUGAGGUGCUUAACCUCACUGAAGACGACCUUGUUGAAAAGUUUGCAGCUGGUGUCUCCCUUGUGACCGCUCUUUCCCUCGCCAUCUCUUACCCAACAUUGGCAGCUGCGCCUCACAUGUUCGUUAAUGCGUACAAGAAUGUUCUUGCUGUUGCCUUGGCUACUGAGUAUUCUUUCCCUCAGGCUGAUAAUGUGAAGGAGUUCCUCAAGGAUCCGAGCAAGUUUGCAGUUGCUGCUGCGGCUGCACCGGUGUCAGGAGAAGCUGGUGGAGCUCCUGUGGCGGCGGCUGUGGAGGAAGAAGCUGCGGAGGAGUCUGAUGGGGACAUGGGAUUCGAUCUGUUCGGCUAAAUUAUAUGCCGUUUUAAAGCUUUACCCCAGUUUAUCUUUUUGAUUAUCUAUUAAAGUUGAACACUUUUAAUUUCAUUUUCAAACUUUCGUUGUUGCAUGUUAUGGAUAUUUUGG